Molecule: messenger RNA, 1117 nt
Organism: Tinamus guttatus (white-throated tinamou)
Lineage: Eukaryota; Metazoa; Chordata; Aves; Tinamiformes; Tinamidae
Source: RefSeq, a predicted model, not a curated record
UGCCACCUGAUUCACUAUCUGAGGCUCAGCCAUCACUUGAUAGUUCUGAAUUAUGUGAUUGGUACCUUUGACAAGCUGAAGUCCGUGUCUUCCGAGCACGUUACCAUCACGGAUGCUGUUUUUGAUGGUGUGGAAGUCAGGGUGUUUGAACCUGCUGCGAAGCAAGAUGAGACACUAAAGCGCAGCGUUGUUUAUAUCCACGGAGGAGGCUGGGCCUUGGCAAGUGCAAGAACAAGCCUUUAUAACAACCUCUGCAGGAUUAUGGCCGAGUCUCUCAAUGCUGUAGUUGUCUCAGUUGAGUACAGGCUGGUACCAGAGGUGUGCUUCCCUGAGCAAUUCCAUGAUGCCCUUCGUGCUACCAAGCAUUUUUUGCAUCCUGCUGUCUUAGCUGAAUAUUCGGUUGACCCAAGUCGUGUUGCAAUCUCCGGUGACAGCGCAGGAGGGAACCUGGCUGCUGCUGUGUGCCAGCAGCUUAGCAAAGAGGAGCAUAUGACCGUCAGACCAAAGCUGCAGGCCUUAAUUUAUCCAGUCCUUCAGGCAUUUGACUUUAACACACCUUCGUAUCAGCAGAACAUGAAUAUGCCUGUUCUUCCUCGUUAUGUCAUGAUAAACUACUGGAUAGACUAUGUCAAUGGUAACUAUGACCUGGCUCACUCACUGAUGAUCAACAAUCACACUGCUCUUGACGUGAGCCAAGCUCUGUCCUUCAGGGGACGCUUGAACUGGACAUCUCUCCUCCCCUCAUCUUUCAAAAAAAACUACAAACCUGUAAUACAAACUACAGGCAAGGCUGAAAUCGUCCAGAAGUUACCAGCACUGCUUGACGUACGAGCAGUCCCACUGCUGGCAGAAAACGAAAUUUUGCAGCGACAACCAAAGACCUACAUCCUCACCUGUGAGAAUGAUGUCCUGAGAGAUGAUGGGGUGAUGUACGCAAAGCGGCUGGAGAACGCAGGCGUGGAAGUCACACUCGACCACUUUGAUGACUGCUUUCAUGGCUGUAUGAUAUUCACCAUUUGGCCUACUGAUUUCUCUGCGGGAGUUCAGACCAGAAACAGCUAUGUAAAAUGGCUGGAUGAAAACCUCUGAGGAGAGAGUUUCUCUAGAAGACCCCGGG